AUAGACUGUAAGCAUCCUACCUACAGCUUCUAUUUUUGUUCAUGUUGUACAUUUUGACCACUUGCUACUGACACCUUAAAUGACAUGCAUGAUGUACGUGACACAAAUUGGAUUAUUAUUUUGUUUGGUGGUGACAAAAGCACUGGGCCAAUGCAAGGGAAAGUGUGAAAAUUUGCAAAUAUCCACAAUCAGCAUCCCUCUGAAAUCUGAAGUAUUGCUCCCUUGUAACUUUGAAACAAACAACAACACCGCUAAUAAAACAAACAGAGCGAGUUGGAGACACUUAUCAUCAAGUCUCCUAAAUAUCACCCAAGAUGGGAAUAUCAUCUUUGAGGAUCCUAGAGAAGGACGGGUGACUGUUUUUCCCAUCCUAGCUGCAAGAGGAAACUUCUCCAUCAUUAUCCAUAAUGUACAGGCCUCAGAUUUUGGCUCAUACUGCUGUGAGCUUAACCGGGAAUGCUUGCUACUGCAGAUCACCGAAACAACCCGUCCAGAGAAAAAAUUUGAUUUAAACCCCUGGAUAUACUUUGCGGCUGGAGCUGGAUUAUUUAUUCUGCUUUUUUUUGCAACUUACUUGUUUGCAAAAUUAUGGGGAAACGUAAAUGAAACAUCAAAAUCGAAUUCUGUUAAUGGAGUACAGAAUGAAGGUAACCACACAGAAGAACGACAAAAUACAGAACGCAGUGAGCACAGAAACCCUAACAACAGGGGUCGAGGCAGGGAAAACGCAACUGUUUAUGAAAAUGAGGCACAUGCUCCGAAUCAAAAUCCACAAAGAGCUAUUAGAAGAGCUCCUCCUGAGCCACCAAGUGAGGCAUCAGAUCCAAAACCAUAUUAUGUUAACCAAGAGGAACUUUCCGUUUCAAGCAACGCUGGUAAAAAACGGAAAAAAAACAAAACAGCUUACCAGUACAAAAAUCCAAUCUAUGGGGAUUGAAGUUGAUCUACAGGCGGUGGAUUGUGGCAGAGUCCAGUUUCACAGAAUCCUAAUACACAGAUUACAGUCUGCAUAACAAUGCUUUUUGGAAGAUUAUUGGAAGAAUACUGUUGAUUGGCACCUAAAUAGUGAUGUUUUUUUUUCAAGGAAAUCAUUCAUAUUUGUUAUUGCAUGUUUUAUGGAAAAACUACAAUUGUUAAAUGAUAUGCAUAAAUCAUUAAAUGUUUCAACAGCUUUGA
Molecule: messenger RNA, 1176 nt
Organism: Misgurnus anguillicaudatus (oriental weatherfish)
Lineage: Eukaryota; Metazoa; Chordata; Actinopteri; Cypriniformes; Cobitidae
Biological process (GO): immune response; T cell costimulation; negative regulation of T cell proliferation
Cellular component (GO): external side of plasma membrane
Source: RefSeq, a predicted model, not a curated record